AGAUAAAUUUCAACCCACGGGUCAGUAAAUGCAAAUUGCAAAUUCUCAAGCGGCGGUCGAAGAAGCACCAAAGAAACCGGCCUAGAGGGGUAAUCUGGUCAUUUACACGAGCUCAGGUGCUCUGAGCACCGAUGAACUCCACCGCCAUUCUCUAGUUUCGAAGCUCGAGGAGAAGAUAAGAGCCCGCCAAAGAAAUCCUAGAAGCGAAACCCUAAAUUUCUCGAUCGUUUCCAUUUCAUUCGUACAGAUGAAUAAGAUAAAGAGCUUGCAAAGAGGUGUCUGCAAUUCCCUGCGGUCAAGCGUGAUUUUAUUUGAUUUGCCAAGAGUUGUGGAGGAGUUAACAUGUAAUAGUUUGGAUUCUGGUGCUACCAAGGUGUAUAUCUCAAUAAACGUGAGAGCAUGUUAUGUUAAAGUUGAGGAUGAUGGGAGUGGCAUAACACGAGAUGAUUUGCUUAUUCUGGGGGAAAGAUAUGCGACAUCCAAGAUUCACUUUCUUAUGGAUAUGGAGAUGAAUAAUGAGGGCUUUGGUUUUAGAGGAGAGGCCAUAGCUUCCCUUUCUGAUGUUUCUUUGGUGGAAAUUAGAACAAAAGCUCGUGGGAUGCCAAAUGCAUAUUGCAAGAUUAUAAAGGGAUCCAAAUGCUUGUCUUUUGGAAUAGAUGACCUGCGAGAAGCUGUUGGUACCACUGUAGUAGUUCGGGAUUUAUUCUCUGGAAGCCCAAAAAGAGUUCUACACUCAAUAAAGAAGUCUGUUCUUCGGAUUGCUCUUGUUCAUCCACGGGUGCUACUCAAGGUCACUGAUAUUGAGAGUGAAGAUGAGCUGCUGUGCACAGUUCCUUCUUCAUCUCCUCUGCCUCUAGUAUCUGACGCUUUUGGAGAGGAAGUCUCUACUUCUUUAGAGGAAGUACUUUUCUCAGAUCAAGUACUGACUCUUUCUGGCUACCUGUCUAGGCUGACUCAUGCGUUUUCCACAAAGGCUUUUCAGUACAUAUAUAUUAACUCAAGAUUCGUCUGCAAGGGCCCAAUUCAUAACUUACUUAACAAACUGGCUGCAAGUUUUCAAUGUUCCUUGCCCCACUGUGAGAUUGAGCCCGAGGUUCAAACAGGGAAGAGGCGUAAGACUCAGGCCGCAUAUCCUGCUUUUCUUCUAAAUUUCUUUUGUCCUAUGUCUAGUUAUGAUCUACAUUUUGAGCCUUCAAAGACGUCGGUAGAAUUUAAGGAUUGGAGUACUGUCUUCGCUUUCUUUGAGCAAGCUAUGAAGCAGUUCUGGAAGCAAGCAUCUGAAAAACCACUGCAAGACAUGUUACUUACAGGCUUGUCCAAGAGUUCAAAGAUGAAAGAUGCAGAAUGUGAUAUCAAGCUACAUCAGAACAUACCAUCUAAUAGUUCAGUUACCUGUCCAUUAGAUAUUUCUUUAGAAAAUAUUGGUACUUGUCAUAAGAAAGAGUUGCCAGCAGAAGAGAUGCGCAGGUCCUCGUGGCUUAAGCCAUGCCAGAGAAAUGCUGGUUAUCUGGUUCAUGCCGGUUGUUCUUCCCAACUCAGAUUUAACGAUUCACUGGCUAAUUUUGGCUAUCCACAUGCUCAAUUGGGUUAUGCAAAUAGCGACAAGCAGUGCUUUGCUGGUGUUAGUUCUUGUCUGUUGAAGGAUAAUAUCAUCUCUGAUCAGGCUUCUAGUUUUGGAGACAGAUAUGGCAUGUCUGACAGAGAAAGGAGGAACAAUAUUCCUGAUGUUUCUGAAGAUUCCGGAAGCGUGCAAAAGAGAACUGUUGAUAUUUCAUUGAAUUUUCAUCCUUUUGACAUUAUAGAUAAUGUUGAGAACAUUCGAUUUCCAGAGUCCUGCUUUGCUGAAAAUGAAAGGUCUCAUUCACCGGGAUAUAAGAUGACGCAUUCAAAAUCUUACACAAAUCAACGCAGCUUGGAUGUUGGGUUCGAUAGUUUAGUUAAGUUUUCUCCAUUUUAUGACAUAGCUGACAAUGCAGAAGCAGACAAUGGUUUUUCAGUAUGGCAUACCCAAGUCCUGGAAAAGGAUAGCACCUGCAGACCCUCAACCAGUGUCAUUGGGAAAUGCCAGGAGAACUAUGACUUAGAAAUACCGUCAAAUGGUAGGAUGGACUCAUUUUCAUGUGGUGAAGCACCUUUUUACAAAAAGGAUAAGUUGGAUGAUGCUUUGGUUUCAGAUUUUUUGGUGGAUGACCCCAAAAGUGGAUUUCUGCAGUUAGACUGGUGUCUUGAUGAACCACAGUUGUCUGCGAAAAAGCUUAAGUCAGAUGCGCAGAUAUGUGACUCGAGAGGAUGUUUGCCAUCUUUCACACGUACUAGUUCUGGGUAUUCUGGCAGCAUAGAGAAUGUUGAAAUCCUAAACUUUCUUCAGGAUAGUUCUGAUGAUGUUUUUCCUGCGAAAUAUACUAAAACUGAGUUGGAUUUCCGGUUUGACUUCAGUCCCAUAAGUAAUAUGCAGUAUCCAUCACUGUCCAAUCAAAAUGCCUUUGGGAAAGUUAGCCCAUUUUCAUUGUUCAACAAUGAAACUGGCUGGUCACCUUCUGAAUCUUCUAAUAUGACCAAUGCUGAAAUUUACAGCAAGCAUCAAUCUUCUAUGCAAAUUCAAGACGAGGGAUAUCAGAGCUUUCGGGAUGAAUUGGAUCUUCAAAAUUCUCGAUUAUCCGAAGUCUACAAAGUAAGGUCAAAAAGAAGUUGUUCAGCUCCACCAUUUUACGAGGGAAAGCGUAGAUUCUCCACCAUAAAUGAUCAUUUGACAACGACCGCAGAAAAAGGUUCUACUUCUCAUGUUCCUGAUGUUUCUAAUGUCAAACGAGAAACUAUUUCUCCAGUAAAUUAUCUGUCACAACCUCCGUCUUCAUCACAGCCAUGUUUCAAGCCAAAUGUUAAUGAGAUUUUUCAGACAUUGUCAAGAAAACACACUGGUGAAAAGGUGAGCAGUCUUCAAAUGGAUGAGACUAAGAAUGAUGGAAAAGUUAGUGAAGUCGAAGGUUCUAUUGCUAAACUGGAAUAUGCGUUGGCUAUUCCGACAAAAUGGCGGACUGGUAUUCCACAGUCUACAGACAGAGAUGUAUCUCAUACAAGCAAGGACAACGUGCUUAGCAUUUCUUCAGGGAUUUUGCAUCUCUCUGCUAGCUCAUUAAUACCUGAUUCCAUCAAUAAGGAGUGCCUUCAGAAUGCAAGGGUGCUCCAACAGCUGGAUAAAAAAUUUAUCCCCGUAAUGGCAGGACAAAUACUUGUCAUUGUUGAUCAGCAUGCUGCGGAUGAACGAAUUCGUUUGGAGGAUCUACGUCGAAAGGUACUGUCUGGUGAAGGAAAUAGUGUUAUCUAUCUAGAUUCAGAGCAAGAGUUGGUUCUUCCAGAGAUGGGAUAUCAGCUGUUGCAGAAGUAUACAGACCAGAUUAGGAAUUGGGGCUGGAUCUGCAACAUCCAUAAUCAAUGUUUAGAUUCAUUCACAAAGAAUGUAAACAUUCUCAAAAGGCGUAAAUGUAACAUCACUCUCGUUGCUGUUCCAUGCAUUUUGGGUAUCAAUUUGAAUGAAAAAGAUCUUAUAGAAUUUAUUGAGCAGCUUGUUGAGACAGAUGGAUCAUCAACCAUACCUCCUGCUGUGGUCCGUAUUCUUAAUUUCAAAGCCUGCAGAGGUGCUAUCAUGUUUGGUGAUUCUCUGUUGCCUUCAGAGUGCUCUCUCAUUCUUGAAGAGCUUAAGGCGACAUCGUUAUGUUUCCAGUGUGCUCAUGGACGUCCUACUACGGUCCCUCUUCUCAACGUGGCAGCCCUCCACGAACAGCUGAGAGUUCUUGAAGUGGAGAAAGGGGGACCAGGGGAGACCUGGCACGGGCUAAGUCAGCAUAAGCCAAGCAUCAAGCGUGCACAGAUGCGUUUGGAAUCUGCUAAGAGGUUUCAAGGUGGAUGAAGCUGAAUGCUUUAUAGUGCUAUAGCCAGUAUAUUUCUUGUAUACCUUCCCUUUGUGAAAAUACAUUCUUAUGUAACAUUCUAAUAAAACAUAACGGGAAUAACUGUACAUAAUCAUUCAUGGUGUAUAGAUUCAAGUGCAUGGUUUUCUCUCCCACUGUAGAGCAUUAUGUUGUAGAGAUUCGAGGGGAUGAAUUUUGUAACCAUGUGCAAUUUGUGCGGCAUUUGUAUUCAGUACAUAGUCUGUGCAGAGGUGUAAAAGGGAAGUUUAAAGAUGUGAAUGACACUCUCAGUUUCUUGUUCAA
Messenger RNA from Asparagus officinalis (garden asparagus), 4211 nucleotides. Its product is annotated as DNA mismatch repair protein MLH3. Gene Ontology annotation, molecular function: ATP hydrolysis activity; ATP-dependent DNA damage sensor activity; ATP binding. Gene Ontology annotation, biological process: mismatch repair. The transcript has 25 exons. NCBI's taxonomy places the organism in Eukaryota, Viridiplantae, Streptophyta, Magnoliopsida, Asparagales, Asparagaceae. The coding region runs from base 248 to 3907 and encodes 1219 amino acids. The record is from RefSeq and is a predicted model, not a curated record. Gene Ontology annotation, cellular component: mismatch repair complex.